CUGGUGUCUUGGACUUGUGAUUUAAUGAUAUUUAGAUGCUAGUAUUUACUUGUGACGCUAUGCUAGGCUAUGCUAGUCAGCUUUUUUACUGAUGGGGGUGCUCCCGGAUCCGGGUUUGGGAGGAACUAGAAGUUAAAUAUCUUCAGUAUGAGUUAUUAUGUGGAUGUUUUAAACAUGUGUUAAUCAUGUGCUCUUCUGCCCUCUAGUCUGGGUCAAUGUGGUCUGACAGAGGGUUGCUGUUCACAUCUGGCCUCAGUCCUGAGUUCACCCAACUCACAACUGAAACAACUGGAGCUGAGAGACAAUGACCUGCAGGACUCAGGAGUUACACUGCUGUCUGCUGGACUGGAGGAUCCAGACUGUAAACUACACACACUGGGGUAAGUACAGCUGUUUCAGUCAGGUCAGUACUGAGCUGAGUUACACUGCUGUCUGCUGGACUGGAGGAUCCAGACUGUAAACUACACACACUGGGGUAAGUACAGCUGUUUCAGUCAGGUCGGUACUGAGCUGAGUUACACUGCUGUCUGCUGGACUGGAGGAUCCAGACUGUAAACUACACACACUGGGGCUGUCUGGCUGUCUGGUCACAGAGGAGGGCUGUGCUGCUCUGUCUUCAGCUCUGAGGUCAAACCCCUCCCACCUGAAAGAGCUGGACCUGAGCUACAAUCACCCAGGAGACUCUGCAGGGGGACUGCUUUCAGCUGCUCUGGUGGAUCCCACAUCUAAACUGAUGAAGCUGAAUGUGGAUCAUGGUGGAGAGUGCAGGCUGAAAUCAGGGCUGAGGAAAUAUGCCUGUCAUCUCACCCUGGACCCAAAUACAGUAAACCCACACCUGCUACUGUCUGAGGGGAACAGGAAGGUGACACGGGUGGAAGAGAGGCAGCAUUAUGAAGACCAUCCAGACAGAUUUGACUGUCUUUACCAAGUUCUCUGCAGAGAAGUCAUUUCUGGAUGUCGUUAUUACUGGGAGGUGGAGAGGGAUGGUGACUGGGCUGACAUUGGUGUAGUGUACAAAGGAAUGAAGAGGAAGGGAAGGGAGGAUGACAGUUGGAUUGGACUCAAUAGGAAGUCCUGGUGUUUAUACUGCUAUGAUAGUGCUUAUGAAUUUAUCCAUGCUGGAGUCAACAGAUCCAUCUCUGGUCCUGUUUCUAAGAGAGUUGGUGUGUAUCUGGACUGGUCAGCUGGUUCUUUGUCCUUCUAUAGUGUGUCCUCCUCUGGUACACUGACACACCUCUACACAGAACACACCACAUUCACUGAACCCCUCUAUCCUGGAUUUGGGGUUUACUCCUCCUCCUCAGUGACUCUGUGUCAGAUAGAUGACCAACACAUUCAGAGAGAACAUGGUGGAGAGAGUUGGAUCAAGCCUGGACCUGAGGACACCAGAGACCAUGGUGGAGAAUGUUGGAUCAAGCCUGGACCUGAGGACACCAGAGAACAUGGUGGACAGUGUUGGAUCAAGUCUGGACCUGAGGACACCAGAGACCAUGGUGGAGAGUGUUGGAUCAAGCCUGGACCUGAGAACACCAGAGACCAUGGUGGAGAGUGUUGGAUCAAGUCUGGACCUGAGGACACCAGAGACCAUGGUGGAGAGAGUUGGAUCAAGCCUGGACCUGAGAACACCAGAGACCAUGGUGGAGAGUGUUGGAUCAAGCCUGGACCUGAGAACACCAGAGACCAUGGUGGAGAGUGUUGGAUCAAGUCUGGACCUGAGGACACCAGAGACCUUGGUGGAGAGUGUUGGAUCAAGCCUGGACCUGAGAACACCAGAGACCAUGGUGGAGAGAGUUGGAUCAAGCCUGGACCUGAGGACACCAGAGACCAUGGUGGAGAGUGUUGGAUCAAGCCUGGACCUGAGGACACCAGAGAACAUGGUGGACAGUGUUGGAUCAAGUCUGGACCUGAGGACACCAGAGACCAUGGUGGAGAGUGUUGGAUCAAGCCUGGACCUGAGAACACCAGAGACCAUGGUGGAGAGUGUUGGAUCAAGUCUGGACCUGAGGACACCAGAGACCAUGGUGGAGAGAGUUGGAUCAAGCCUGGACCUGAGAACACCAGAGACCAUGGUGGAGAGUGUUGGAUCAAGCCUGGACCUGAGAACACCAGAGACCAUGGUGGAGAGUGUUGGAUCAAGUCUGGACCUGAGGACACCAGAGACCAUGGUGGAGAGUGUUGGAUCAAGCCUGGACCUGAGAACACCAGAGACCAUGGUGGACAGUGUUGGAUCAAGCCUGGACCUGAGAACACCAGAGAGCAUGGUGGAGAGUGUUGGAUCAAGCCUGGACCUGAGAACACCAGAGACCAUGGUGGAGAGUGUUGGAUCAAGCCUGGACCUGAGAAAUGGAUUCCUCAGAGCUGUAAGACCUGUGACCAUGUUGAGGACUCCACACACUGGCUUCAGAUUGAACCCUUGACUUCCACUGUCCAGGGAGUGACAAUGUUCAGGCACAGGACACCCAAAGGGAGUUAUGAGUGCACAGUGUCUGGGCUCCGCUGGCUGUGUGAGAGAUGUCAUCCUGAAGUAUCACUUCAGGAACUGGGAACCCUACAGUCAACUUCUGAAAGACAUGCAGUACACACAAGGGGGUCCAUUGCUGGACAUCACUAUGGAGUUAGGUGAACUGGAGGAAGUUCAUCUGCCACACUGUGUCUGUUUAGGGACCAACCCUUCCCUGAGGAAUGAGAUGAAGAUUCUUCAUGUAGAGGAACAUGGAGUGUCUUUAGAGGAAGUGCAUGAGGUCACCA
Salvelinus fontinalis (brook trout) is the source of this 2748-nucleotide messenger RNA. RefSeq names its product NACHT, LRR and PYD domains-containing protein 1 homolog. The record is from RefSeq and is a predicted model, not a curated record. The coding region runs from base 734 to 2623 and encodes 629 amino acids. NCBI's taxonomy places the organism in Eukaryota, Metazoa, Chordata, Actinopteri, Salmoniformes, Salmonidae. Gene Ontology annotation, biological process: regulation of apoptotic process. The transcript is spliced from 9 exons. Gene Ontology annotation, molecular function: protein binding.